UUCGAAGCCUUCUGAAGUGAAAGCCAUGUUUAGAAUGGCGCAGUCGGUGGCCUCAGCGGAGAUGGAAGUAGAGACUGGAGAUGUUUCUAUGGAACCUGAAACUAUGAACUUGCCUUUGAAUCCGAACGAUAGUCCAGAGUGGGUUUUGCUAGAUUCUGGAGCUUCUUCACACGUCUUGUCUUCGCAAUUUGUUGCAGCACAUGAGUCAUGGAUCGUAUACACCACAUCACAGAUGGCCAUGUUUUCGACAGCAGAUGGGUCUAAAGUUAAGCUGUCUAAAGUCAUUGGCAUUGAACUUCCUUUCAUCGUUGAUCAGGCAAAAGGUUCAUCAGGUGUGCAGUGGAUUUUGGUUGAAGCUUUCGUAGGGAAGGUUGAGCACAACAUUUUGAGUCUAGGAACGCUGUGUGAACGGGGUUGGAGUUUCAGCAUGACACCAAAGCAUGCCUUCCUUCGUCAGAGUGGAUGUUCACUGUCGAUUGAGUGGUAUGCCACAUGUCCAUGGGUCCGGAUGGACUUGAGUGCCACUAGGACACGCCGUUCGUCGUAUGCCCAUCGCGUUUCCAUCGACCCGCACGCCCAGGUGAAGCAGUUCGAGGUCUCCCCAUCAUCCUCGUAUCGUGUUCGGAGCCCUGAAGCCGGAGCCCAGAAGCCAGCGUUGAAGUCGUGCUUGAAGCGGAAACCAUGUUUGAACCACUGUGUAUUGUUGAAGGAGUUUUUGCACUGUCCUUUGAAGCCAGUUACAGAAGACAUUUCAUUUUUGAAAGCUGUUCGAACGAGUCAGGAACUUUCAAAAGCCACAGUUUCGAAAGCAGAGUCGAAUAGUACUUCUUCGUUGGAUCGUGCUUGCAGUAGUAUUGAGGGUUCUUUGAAAGAUGUGCCAACAAGAGUCUUGCGAAACGAACCAAAACCGGAGCCUUGUCACAAUCCUGCAACGGAAGCGUUUGCCAAUUCUGGCAUGUCAGCGGUGGAGGCGCGUGAGGUCGUGCCGAAGUCAUUGCAACCGUUCAAGUUUGAUGCAACCAAGCAUGCGUUGAGAGGACAUCAACCAGCUGAUACUAGGAACUGUGAGAUUUGUCGUAGGGCUAAAGGAGUUAGUCAGAGCAGGCGUCGAGGUGCAGGUGAGAGUCACGUCCUUCAAGCAGACUUUGGGUAUCUAGAGAUGGCAGUUUAUCCAGAGAAAACGAAACAUCCAGAGAAGCAGAAGUUUUUGGUAAUCUAUCAUCCAGAAACCCAGUGCAUGUUUGCGAUCGUUGCUUUUUCGAGUGUUGACAAGACUAGAGCUUGUAUCCGUCGUGCAUUCGAGUUUCUUGGUCUUUUGGGUGAAGGAGACCCAAUUGAGUUGGAUUCGGAUGCAGAGUCAGCAGUGUCGCAUUUAGUGAAGGGAGUUGACAUGAACGGCCGUCACCUCGUGCCGCUCAAGGGCGCACCAGAGAGACACGGCUUUGUCGGGGGAGCUGAGAGAUCGAUCCGGCAGGUCAAGGAGUCUUGUCAGAUCGUGUUGAUCGAGCUUCAAGAGCAUGGAAUGCAGAUGUCUUUUGAAGAGGACGCCAUCCAGUGUUUGUUCAACUUUGUUUCAAUGACCUACAACUUGUUUGCCAAGAACGCCUCACAUCACACGCCAAGAGAGGAACUAGUGCAGAGAGAGUUGCCAGAGAUUGCAUGUGCAUCAUUUGGUAUGACGGUGUUAGCUGAAACGCCAAGUUCGUUUGCACCUAGUUCAUCACGGUUUAGUCCAGCAGCGUAUUGGCAUCCAUCUGUGGGAUCAUUAGGACAUGUAUGCACCAGUCGUCUAGCUGAUGGACAGUUGAAGAAGUGAAGUCAAAGAUGGUUCGUCGAAGCCAGAAGCGUCACCGAAAGCCCCAGAGAGAGUUGUGCCGCCAGAAGUCACUACCUACAAGGGUGGUAAUCCGCCAGCAGCAUGGUACAAAGAACAUGGUAAGACACCAGGAUGUAUCGCAUGUGACAAAGGUGUAAAAGGUAGAGUUCACAGUGUUGCUUGCAAGGCUAGGUAUAAGAAGUGGUUGACUGAACAGCUGCCGUCGUCGGAUCGUCGAGUGUUGCCAAGAGUUGAGGGAAGGCCAGAAGGUGUCAGGUCAGAGCCAUCGGAAGUCAUUCCGUCUCGGCCGCCGGUUGAAAGGGAUGAGAUAGGUAGGAUCAAGAAUGUGCCGGAUCUUCCAAAAGAUCCUUUGGAGUCAGAAACGCCUGCCUUGUUUGUCCCACAGUCUGGAGCAGAUGAAACAAUGGCACCAGGAGAACCCAAUGCCCCCUCUCACAAACGUCGAUUGAGUGAUCCAACCGCUGAAGGUCCGACAGAUGCGAUUGAAGUUGAUCGG
Messenger RNA from Durusdinium trenchii, 2333 nucleotides. The record is from the annotation of a GenBank genome assembly. Lineage: Eukaryota; Dinophyceae; Suessiales; Symbiodiniaceae.